GAAAGAAAGAAUAAGAAAGACAGGGCAUGUCUCUGAAGAUCGUGGAGAGUCCGGCUGUUUAGGAUCUCAAUUCGAAUCAUCUCUGUAAAAUUUUGAGGUGUGAUGAAUCCAACAAUGGUUUAUGUGGGAGAUGGGUGAUGAUUGCCUAUAAAAGUACAAGUUUGGUGUAUACAAAAAAUAUAGAUUGAGAAGAAGGUUGAAUGAUUUGCUGUGGAUUUAUGUGGAAAUCCGGAGGAGAAGAUUUGCAAGGUUUCUAUCCAGUUAGACCAGAAUGUCAACCAGAUGUUCCAAGGACCCGUUUUAAAUCAAGGGCUGGGAAAACUCUAAGUGCUAGAAGAUGGCACGCUGCGUUUACUGAAGAUGGCCAUUUGGAUAUGGAAAAAGUGCUCAGGCGUAUACAGCGCGGAGGAAUUCAUCCCUCCAUCAAAGGCGCUGUUUGGGAGUUUUUGUUAGGGUGUUACGAUCCAGACAGCACUUUUGAGGAAAGGAACAGGCUGCGGAAUCGCAGAAGGGAGCAGUACGGUGCAUGGAAAGAAGAAUGUAAGAAAAUGGUUCCUGUCAUUGGUAGUGGCAAGUACGUCACAAUGGCAGUGGUUUCAGAAAGUGGGAAGCCAAUAGAUGAAUCUUCUGUGGAAAAUCAAGGAUGGGUCGUGAAAAACCAGGUUACAGAUGAGAGAGUUCUCCAAUGGAUGCUCUCACUGCACCAAAUCGGCCUUGAUGUUGCUAGAACAGAUCGGUAUCUCUGCUUUUAUGAGAAUGAUACUAAUCAGUCAAAACUAUGGGAUGUUCUUGCCAUAUAUACAUGGUUAAACCUUGACAUUGGUUAUGUUCAGGGAAUGAAUGAUAUAUGUUCCCCAAUGAUAAUCCUCUUUGAUGAUGAAGCCGACGCUUUCUGGUGCUUUGAGCGGGGAAUGCGGAGACUAAGAGAAAAUUUCAGGGCAACAGCAACAUCAAUGGGUGUCCAGACUCAGCUGGGUGUGCUCUCACAGGUCAUAAAAACAGUGGAUCCUCGUCUCCAUCAACAUCUAGAGGAUCUGGAUGGUGGGGAGUAUCUUUUUGCUAUUAGGAUGCUGAUGGUACUUUUCAGGAGAGAAUUCUCCUUCCUUGACGCUUUGUACCUUUGGGAGCUGAUGUGGGCGAUGGAGUACAACCCAACCAUGUUUGCAACAUACGAGGAACUAGAAAACCGAAACAAUGCAGCAUCCGAUCCCAAGUUACUAAAACGGUAUGGCAAGUUUGAAAGGAAAUACAUAAACAGUGGGCAGAACGAGCAACAUCGCAAUACGCUUGCUGUCUUUGUGGUCGCAAGCGUUCUACAGACAAAGAACAAACGUCUGUUGAAAGAGGCUAAAGGCUUAGACGAUGUUGUUCAGAUACUAGGAGACAUUGCGGGUAAUCUUGAUGCAAAGAAAGCAUGUAAAGAAGCGUUGAAGAUCCAUGAAAAGUUCCUGAAAAAGGCUAAUAGUAAUAAGCAAUAAAGAUUUUGCUCAAAACCUCUACGCCACGACUUUAUAUAUCAAACAUAUACUUGUACAGUUUUUGAUCAGAAGAUUGUUCAUUGCCGGACAGAAGUUUCUUGAAAGGUUCUGGAAGGAGAUCGAUGAGAAUGCUCUGAUGAUUAAUAUUUUCGUUAAUUUACAUUUUAUGGUAAACUGUGUGCCGUUUUUAAGUUAUACGAAUGAACUACGUACAGGCCA
Molecule: messenger RNA, 1697 nt
Organism: Capsella rubella
Lineage: Eukaryota; Viridiplantae; Streptophyta; Magnoliopsida; Brassicales; Brassicaceae
Product: TBC1 domain family member 15
Exons: 12
Coding region: 201-1478 (425 amino acids)
Biological process (GO): activation of GTPase activity
Molecular function (GO): GTPase activator activity
Source: RefSeq, a predicted model, not a curated record